CGCCCACUCCGGGGCGGUCGCCGCCUCCUCUGCGCCGGGGUGCCGGGCGCUGGGCCGGCAGGCAGCGCACACCCUGCAGGCGCCGCGGAGCAGUGAGGUCCCAGGCGGCAGCGCUCGGCGCAAUCCUCGCUCCGGCCGGGCCAUGAAGGUCGAGUUUGCGCCGCUCAACAUCCCGCUGGCGCGGCGGCUGCAGACGGCGGCGGUGCUGCAGUGGGUCCUGUCCUUCCUUCUGCUCGCACAGGUGUGCCUUGGAGUCAUCGUGUUCCUGAUCAUAUACAACUACUGGUUCCUCUACAUCCCUUAUUUGACAUGGCUUUACUUUGACUGGCAAACCCCAGAGCAAGGAGGCAGGAGAUCCGACUGGGUCAGAAGCUGGACCAUUUGGAGGUACUUUAAGGACUAUUUUCCAAUUCAUCUCAUCAAAACUUGGGAUUUGAAUCCAAGUCACAACUACAUAUUUGGGUUUCACCCCCAUGGAGUGCUUGUUGCUGGAGCCUUUGGAAACUUUUGUACAAAUUAUUCAAACUUCAAGGAGCUGUUUCCUGGCCUUACUGCAUAUCUUCACGUGCUUCCAUUUUGGUUCCGGUGUCCGCUCUUCCGAGAAUAUCUGAUGAGUAGUGGGCCAGUCUCAGUUUCCAGGAGAAGCGUGUGUCACGUGCUCAGCAAGGAAGGAGGUGGAAACAUCUCAGUCAUUGUGCUUGGGGGUGCAGAGGAAUCACUGGAUGCCCAUCCUGGAAAGUUCACUCUGUUCAUCCGCCAGCGGAAGGGAUUUGUGAAAAUUGCUCUGACCCAUGGUGCUUAUUUGGUGCCAGUGUUUUCUUUUGGUGAAAAUGAACUAUUUAAACAAGUUAGCAACCCUGAAGGCUCAUGGCUUCGAACUGUGCAGGAGAAACUACAGAAGAUCAUGGGAUUUGCUUUGCCACUGUUCCACGCCAGAGGAAUUUUUCAAUACAAUUUUGGCCUAAUGCCCUAUAGGAAACCCAUCCACACUGUUGUUGGCCGCCCAAUCCCUGUUCAUCAGACCCUGCACCCGACCCCAGAGCAGGUUGAGGAGUUGCAUCAGACCUAUAUGGAGGAGCUAAGGAAAUUAUUUGAGGAGCACAAAGGGAAGUACGGUAUUCCAGAAAAUGAAACUCUCAUUUUUAGAUAACUGUCCUCUUAGAAGGAUACAAGAGGGCGAGAGAAUAUCCCAUUGAAAGAACAAAUAUUUUAAAUAAAUUAAAUUUUUUCUUUGAUGAAGGAAUCAAAUUUGCAACUGA
This is a messenger RNA of Balaenoptera musculus (blue whale), 1259 nucleotides long. It is a transcript of the gene MOGAT1, whose product is annotated as monoacylglycerol O-acyltransferase 1. The record is from RefSeq and is a predicted model, not a curated record. NCBI's taxonomy places the organism in Eukaryota, Metazoa, Chordata, Mammalia, Artiodactyla, Balaenopteridae. Gene Ontology annotation, molecular function: diacylglycerol O-acyltransferase activity. Bases 143 to 1150 code for a protein of 335 amino acids. Gene Ontology annotation, cellular component: endoplasmic reticulum membrane. Gene Ontology annotation, biological process: diacylglycerol biosynthetic process; triglyceride biosynthetic process. The transcript is spliced from 6 exons.